UUCAAAAAGGGAACUGCCUCCUCACCUCGCCCUCCAACAUAGUCUUUCAGGAAGUUGCAAUAUAUAUAUGUAAUUCGCACUGCAGGGUUUACAACCUUCCAGGAUCGACAGCGCUGUUUCUCCUUGCUUGUGGCGUUGUGGAGCUGCGGUGUGCAGUCCCAGGCUCAGCUGCAACUGCUGAAAAGCAGCAUUGUGUGUGUGUGUUUGUUCCACCAGGACGCUGUUUGCUUCUCUCCUACCGGAACGCACAUUAAAGUGACAAGCAAGCAGACUUCCCUGACAGUUCCUUGGGCUUGGAUUUCUCCUUCUCCAGAGGUACCUGGACUGGAUCCAGAGGCCUAACUUGGAAGAGUGGAGAUGGCUACUAAGACCCUACAGAUGAUGGCAAAAGGUCCGUCGGUGGACCUGGCUCUGAAGCCACUGAUGAAGUGCAAGCUCUGCCUUUGUGACUACACUCUCGAUAAAAUGACCACUCUGAAUCAGUGCAGCUGUUGCUUCUGUACCACGUGCUUGACACAAUAUGUCGAACUGAUGAUCAGGGAAGGCUGUGGAUCUCCGGUCACUUGUCCAGAACUGGGAUGCCCGAAGAAUGGUGACUUUCAGGAUACAGAGAUUGCUCGUUUGGUUCCAGCUGACCUGCUUCAGUUGUACCAGCAACUGAAAUUUGAUCGAGAGAUCCACCUGGACCCCACCAGGACAAGGUGCCCCAAGGUUCAGUGCCAGGCUGUGUGCCAGAUUGAAGAGGGUGAUUCUCGCCAGGCUGCAUCAGUUCAAUGCCCGUCUUGUCACCUACAGUUUUGCUCCAUCUGCAAGGAGAGUUGGCAUGCAGACCAAGCUUGUCAAGACAGCCAGCCCUUCAAGCCCUCAAAAGGAACUGAUGAUGGUGUUCUUAAUAACGAAGACACAGACGCUCCCAUCAAACAGUGUCCUGUAUGCCAUAUUCUCAUCGAACGAAACCAAGGCUGUGCCCAAAUGAUGUGCAAAAACUGCAAGCACACUUUUUGCUGGUACUGCCUUCACGAUUUGGACAAUGAUAUUUUCCUGAGGCACUAUGACAAAGGACCAUGCCGCAAUAAACUUGGCCACUCCAGGGCUUCAGUCAUUUGGAACAGAACUCAGGUUGUAGGAAUCCUCUUUGGAAUAGGUCUGAUUGUACUGGUGACAUCCCCACUGCUGAUCCUGGCCUCUCCCUGCAUCCUGUGCUGCAUCUGCAAAUCGUGCAGGAGCAAGAGGAAACGCAACCGCCCGCCGUCGGCCUAAGCUGGGAAACCUGCUGCCUGAUCCCGUCUUCCUCCGGCGCGCGGGGUUCCUCGCUACACCUGGUCGUUCUCUUGCAGACCGCUGGAUCAGUGCAAUGGAAGAACGUGCCAUGGGAGGGAUUAGUGGGGACAGAGGCAAAGGUUGCUUCCUGCAUAGUAACCGAUCCACGCAAGCACGACCAAAAAUGGAAUCGUGUAGCAGGCAACUGCAGAUGCUGGUUUACACCGAAGGUAAACACAACAUGCUGGAGUAACUCAGCGAGGCAGGCCGCAUCUCUGGAUAGAAGGAACGGGUGAAGUUUAGGGUCGAGGCCCCU
Amblyraja radiata (thorny skate) is the source of this 1576-nucleotide messenger RNA. RefSeq names its product E3 ubiquitin-protein ligase RNF144B. Gene Ontology annotation, molecular function: zinc ion binding; ubiquitin-protein transferase activity. Gene Ontology annotation, biological process: protein ubiquitination. NCBI's taxonomy places the organism in Eukaryota, Metazoa, Chordata, Chondrichthyes, Rajiformes, Rajidae. The transcript is spliced from 8 exons. The record is from RefSeq and is a predicted model, not a curated record. Bases 358 to 1260 code for a protein of 300 amino acids.